Molecule: messenger RNA, 1593 nt
Organism: Aspergillus aculeatus ATCC 16872
Lineage: Eukaryota; Fungi; Ascomycota; Eurotiomycetes; Eurotiales; Aspergillaceae
Exons: 4
Coding region: 1-1593 (530 amino acids)
Biological process (GO): amino acid transport; transmembrane transport
Cellular component (GO): membrane
Molecular function (GO): transmembrane transporter activity
Source: RefSeq, a predicted model, not a curated record
AUGGAGCAGCAGCAACACGAGGCCAAGCAAUAUGCCGGCGAUCCCGCGGCGAUUGAGUUGCAUUCCCCCUCUGACGGUCGUCGUUCGUCCGUCUCGGCCCCCAUCAAUGCUUCCGGCCACAAGCAGGAGCUGGAUCGGAAUUUUGGCUUCAUCAAUAUUUGUGGUCUGGCUUUGACCAGUGGAAAUACCUGGAUCGCCUUGGGUGGGAGUAUUGUCACAGCUAUCUAUGAUGGCGGCCCGCCCGGUGUCAUCUAUGAGAUGAUCGCUGCCUCCUUCUUCUACUGGUUCAUCGCCGCCUCCCUGGCCGAGCUGGCCUCGUCCAUGCCAUCCUCCGGUGGAGUCUACCACUGGGCAACCAUCACCGCUGGUAGAUACGGACGUCCGGUCGGCUUCUUCGCCGGAUGGUGGAAUUUCCUGGCCUGGAUCUUCGGCGCCGCAUCCACGACGCAGAUUCUAGGCACACAGGUGGUGUCGGCGUACGCGCUCUUCCACCCCGAGUAUACCAUCCAGCGCUGGCACGUUUUCAUCGCGUACCUGAUUUGCUCGAUCGGCUGCUGCCUGACUGUCGCCUUUGCCAACCGGGCGCUUCCCAUGAUCGAAUCCGUCGGCGGAGCGUUGACGGUAGCCGGCUUCCUGAUCACGGUGAUCGUGUGCGCGGUGAUGCCGUACGUCAACGGCCAACCCUACGCGACCGACGACUUCGUCUGGCGAGACUGGCUCAACGAAGCCGGCUACAGCAGUAACGGCUUCGUGUUUUGCUUGGGAAUGUUGAACGGAGCGUUCGCCGUCGGCACGCCGGACGUGAUCUCGCACCUGGCGGAAGAGGUCCCGCAACCGGGCAAGAACAUCCCCAUCGGCAUGCUGGCACAGUACGUGAUGGGCUUCUUCACAGCGUUUCUCUACCUCAUCGUCAUCUUUUACGGGAUCACGGACCUGGACGCCGUCCUCGACGCCCCCUACCUCUACCCCUUGACCGAGAUCUACGUCCAGAUCACCGGCUCCCGCGGCGGCUCUCUGGGUCUGAUCAUCGUCUCGCUUCUGCCCCUGGUGGUGGCCAUCAUCGGCUGCUACCUCACUUCCAGCCGUGUUCUGUGGACGCUCGCCCGUGACGGCGCCACCCCCUUCAGCGGCUACCUCCGCCGCGUCGACCCGACGCACAAGAACCCCCUCGCCGCCGUGCUCGUCAGCGGCGUCAUCCCCCUCGUCCUGGGCUGUAUCUACGUCGGCAACUCCACCGCCUUCAGCGCCUUCGUCAGCUCCUUCGUCGUCCUCACCACCAUCUCCUACCUCGCGGCCAUCCUGCCGCACCUCCUGCGCGGGCGUCAGGGCAUCCCCCGCGGGUGGUUCUGGAUGUCCGGCCCCGUGGGCUUUAUCGUGAACGGUGUCACGUGCGCCUUCAUCAUCGUGUUCAUCGUGAUCUUCUGUUUCCCAUUCUCGAUGCCCGUAGAUGCCGAGACGAUGAACUACACGUGUCUGAUCACGGGCGGGUUCACGAUUCUGAUUGCAGGCAUCUGGGUGGCGAAGAAGGGGGAUUACCAGGGUCCCACGGUGGUGGCGAUCGAGAGUGAGGCUUUGGCGAAGGAUGCUAUUUAG